Messenger RNA from Vitis riparia (riverbank grape), 1665 nucleotides. RefSeq names its product phosphatase IMPL1, chloroplastic. Gene Ontology annotation, biological process: inositol metabolic process; phosphatidylinositol phosphate biosynthetic process; signal transduction. Gene Ontology annotation, molecular function: inositol monophosphate 1-phosphatase activity. The record is from RefSeq and is a predicted model, not a curated record. The transcript has 11 exons. Bases 103 to 1212 code for a protein of 369 amino acids. Lineage: Eukaryota; Viridiplantae; Streptophyta; Magnoliopsida; Vitales; Vitaceae.
CACGAAACAGAUCAUCAUUCGCAGAAUCUCCGACACAGCACAAAGUGCCUGUGACUGUGAGAGAGGCUGAAGGCGAAGCAGAAAAUCCUGAAAUUCUCCGACAUGGGCAGGUCUCUUCUCUCCUCUACGGUCAUUCCCGUGAGAUUUCCACAGAUACCCAAAUCAAUCCCGCCAUUCAAUCGAUCAAUCCACCCAAUUCCGCCCACUUUCGCUCCAAAUUAUCAACGCAUUCGCGGGUUUUCUAUUCCCACAAAAACCUUUUGCACAAAGGCUGUAUUAUCUGAAUCUCCCAAUCCCAAACGCUACCCAAAAAUGGGUUCAGAUUCUGUUGGCCCAAUUCCGCCUUCUGAGCUCAUCCAAGUGGUCGAACAUGCUGCCAACACCGGUGCUCAGGUUGUGAUGGAAGCUGUUAAUAAGCCUCGGAAUGUUACCUAUAAAGGGCUCACCGACUUGGUGACUGACACAGAUAAAAUGAGUGAGGCUGCUAUCCUAGAAGUUGUAAGAAAAAACUUUGGAGAUCACCUCAUUCUUGGGGAGGAGGGAGGGCUCAUCGGAGAUACUUCUUCUGAUUAUCUCUGGUGUAUUGAUCCUUUAGAUGGAACAACAAAUUUUGCACACUGCUAUCCUAGCUUUGCAGUUUCUGUGGGAGUUCUGUUUCGAGGCAAACCAGCUGCUGCUGCUGUGGUGGAGUUUGUUGGGGGCCCCAUGUGUUGGAAUACCCGUAUAUUUUCUGCAACCACUGGUGGGGGAGCAUUUUGUAACGGGCAAAAGAUUCAUGCAAGCCAAACAGAUCUGGUAGAGCAAUCUCUUCUAGUGACUGGGUUUGGUUAUGAGCAUGAUGACGCAUGGGCUACCAACAUAGAUUUGUUUAAAGAGUUUACUGAUGUCAGCAGGGGUGUGCGCAGGCUUGGUGCCGCUGCAGUGGACAUGUGCCAUGUUGCUCUUGGGAUUGUAGAAGCGUAUUGGGAAUACCGUCUAAAACCAUGGGAUAUGGCUGCUGGCGUUUUGCAGAUAGUUGAAGAGGCUGGUGGGACAGUUACCUGCAUGGAUGGUGGCAAAUUUUGUGUAUUUGACAGAUCUGUUUUGGUAUCCAAUGGUGUGUUGCACUCAAAGCUUUUGGAGAGAAUUGGUCCUGCGACAGAAAAACUGAAGAAGAAAGGGAUUGAUUUCUCAUUGUGGUACAAGCCAGAAAAUUACAACACAGACUUUUGAAUUCCUAGGAAGUCUGCUUUCUUUGCUGGUUGUAUGAGAAAGAUCUCCUUGGCAAUCAGAGAUGAAGCAUGCUAAGGAAGGGCUUGCUUGUCCUGCUAAAGAGGCCAAGGGCAAGGCUAAGUACAAUUAUGAUAAAGGGGAGGUGUUGAUGCUAUUUGGCUGUUAUGAUGCUGAUAAAUGUGGAGAAGAAGAUGAUAUCUGUACUUAGCAUUGUUUCCUGACACUAGGGGUUAUGUAAUGGUAUUCAGAUCUGUCCAUUAUGAUGGAUGUCUUAUGUCUAGCACUUUUACUAACCCCAUGGUACUUUGAAGUGGACAAAGAACAUAUGAAACAUUAGGGGGAACUCCUUCCUUCCAAACAUGGAAUCCCUUAUCUCUUAGAGAACCAAGAGACCUUGUUUGAACUUUCCCAUUAAAAUAUAAAAAAUCCUCGGUGGACUGAGUUUAUUAUUCA